Molecule: messenger RNA, 3367 nt
Organism: Harpegnathos saltator (Jerdon's jumping ant)
Lineage: Eukaryota; Metazoa; Arthropoda; Insecta; Hymenoptera; Formicidae
Gene: Mtp
Product: microsomal triacylglycerol transfer protein
Exons: 5
Coding region: 415-3150 (911 amino acids)
Biological process (GO): lipoprotein metabolic process; lipid transport
Cellular component (GO): basolateral plasma membrane; endoplasmic reticulum; Golgi apparatus
Molecular function (GO): lipid binding
Source: RefSeq, a predicted model, not a curated record
GUGUGUGUGUGUGUGUGUGUAUGUGGGGUUUACAGGAGCCGCGAGAGCAGUCGUCGACGACACGGAGUGGCUCCGUCCGUCCGAGAGUCCGGUAUCAGUGACGAGUACGUACCGUGGCCGAUACUACUCUACUUACCUCUCCUCUUCCCUUGAUCCACGAGUCACGUGGGGAACGACGAGUGAAAAACCCGCUAGUAGUAGUCCCGGUAGGGGAAUGGGUUCAUCGGCAACCGGCGACAGGGGCGGGAGGGGAGGAGAAGAAACUCGGCCUACCACGAUAACGCAGGCUCGUUCUGUCUAAUUAUUCGUGUUUACCCGCAGAGAGAGAGAGAGAGAGAGAGAGAGAGAAAGAGAGAGAGAGAGAGAGGAAGAGCGAACGGGAACAGCUACGUCCGCGACUACGACGUGCAGUUCAUGGACGACGGUAGGAGCGAGAAAAGGAUGGCCGGUCGUAGUCGGGACGGCGGGUCGGUCAGGAAACUCACUGUCUGCCUCAUCUAUCUUCUGACCCUCCUCGAUUCCUACUGUCAAAUGGCGCCAGCGGUGGCCGGUGCCACCAGGGGCUGGGAGGCAGGAAGCGGGCACAGGUACAAGCUGACGACCACGCUUCUCUUCAGGGAAGCGGUACCGCUGAAAUCCGGAGGAGACGUCGGCUUCAGGCUGACCAGCGAGCUGGACGUAAUCGCUGUGUGGCGGGAUCCUGCUGAUCCUGAUGUCUUUCUGCUCAAGUUUGAGCUGUCGUCGCCGCAGCUGUGGAUCAAAUCCCGGUGCGCCCCGGAGCCGGAGGGCUUCGUCGAGCACUCGUCGAAGGUGGGCGAGACCGGCGAGAAACCGUUCUUCGUGACCUGGCGGCACGGGGACGUCCAGGCGCUGUACAUGGACGUGACCGAGAGCGUGUCGUUCAUGAACCUGAAGCGCGGCCUGGCCAGUCUCUUCCAGUAUCGCACGCUCGACGAUGAGCACGUUCGCCAGAACGACGCGUCCGGCCUCUGCAACGUGACCUACGUGUCUUUGGGACCGCAGAUCAUCCAGAAGCAGAAGACCGGCUGCGCGCAGAGAAUCUUGCCGCGGAGCAGGCUGCACCCGAAUCCGGUGUUCGACGUGAAGCUAGCGAGCACCCGCAACGCCACGUACGUGCUGACGCACUCGCUGCUGCCGGAGCGCGUGGUCGAGCACGAGGCGCAUAGAAUGACCUUGACGUCCAAGUCGGACGUCGGCACCACCGUGCUGUCGGAGCGGACGCUGGAGCAGCUGCCGCAGCCGCUGAGCUGGACCAGCGUGGUCCAGGCGGACACCGUCAAGCAAGCCAUAGCGCUCCUCCAGCCCGGAUACUCGGAGACGCAUAUCGAUCUCCAGCUGGAACCCAGCGACACGUGUCCUGACGUCGGUUGUCCCACGAUCGACCAGACGAUCGAGAAACACCACGAAGCGCUGACGGUCGGCGCGCUCGGCACGGCUCGGUCCGCGUCGGCUUUUCUCAAACUUCUACCUCUAGUCAAGGACGCCUUGCCCGAGGAGCUGUACAAAGUCCUCAAGACACCGCGCUACAGGCAGGCCAGGAUGCAGCUGUUGGACAUUUACGGUUCCGCUUCGACGUUGGCCGCCCACAAGGCGGCGAUGAAGAUCCUGCGGCAGGAUGAGAGCGGCGACGAGACCGAGAGAUACCUGUGGGCCUUGUCGCUGUCGCCGAGGCCGCACAUCGACGUCGCCAGCGACGUGCUGAGACGCUCCGAGGAGACGAUGCAGAACGACCACGUGUCCGAGACGUACGCGCUCACGGCCGGCGCGAUGAUGCGACAUUAUGGCUCACCGUCGGCGAUCGAGAAGGCGCGAGUCAGCCUGGAACUCGGUCUGAGCGUGUGCACCGGCGACGAGUGCAAGCUGAAGUUCUUGCGAGCGCUGCGCAACCUCAGGAGCCCGCACGCGAUCCCCACGCUACUCGAAUACGCGUUCAGCGAGAACCGCGCUAUCAGCGUCGCCGCAUGGCGCGCGUUGGCGGUUCUGCCGCGGAAAGCCGUGAGCGACGAGGUGAAGAACGCCGCUUUGAGGAUGUUCUACCAGAUCGGGGGGCCGCGGAGGGACAGCAGCGCGCGAACGCUCGCGUUGAACAUCAUCCUCGAGAACGAGCCCUCCGAGGAGGUGAUACGCGAGCUUGUGAGUUACCUAGCCGGGUGGGACCGAGCUUACGAGGUCCGCAAGUAUCUGAGUCAACGGCUGGAGCAAAUCGCCGAGACGGACGAGCGCUUCGCCGGCUACCUGAGGAACGCUUACGUGAACGACAAUGUGAACAAUUAUCACGUGCGAGCGCAAAGAGGCCUCAGCCUCGCCUUCAGCAGGAGCUUCCUGCGCUCGCCCGACAGCAACGGCUCCCUGCUGACCUUGCAGGAGGUAAAUCUCGGCCUGUUGAAGCGCGGCAUCGUGGACGUCGUGCUGGAGACCAACGAGCAGCAGCAAGCGAUGUUCUCGUUGGGACUAUUCGCUGGCGGCCUCGGCAUCGGUGGUUUCGUCUCCAGCAAUAAAGAAGAUACUGAGAAGGCUCAAGAGGACAACGAGGUGACUACCGCCGGGAUGGAGAUAGACAUACUGGGCGUCGGCGUGCGGCCGUUCGUCUUCUUCUCAGGCCAGAGCGAGCUGAUGAGCCACGUGUGGUCGGGCACGGCGUCCGAGAGGACUCCCGCCUUUCAAGUUCUCAGCUCGCUGUACAGCUACAGCGAGCACGUGCCAUUGGGAUCCGGCUUCGUCGCCGAGCUCGACGUGGAGGGUGCCGUGAGCUUCGACUUGGCCGGCCAGAUCCAGCUGAGCCUGUGGUCGAGGAACGCCCACUCCCUGGUGGAGAUGAACGCGGGCGUGAUGGUCCACGGCGGCAGCAAGGUGCGCUCCAGCUUCGUCCAGAGCAAGGCCGAGUUCUCGAUGACGAUGGAGCCGAAACUCGAGCUCUCCACCGACGUGGACUUCUACGGCCAGGUGGCGUUGUGCAUGCGGCUGAGUCAGCCGGCGACCACCGUGAAGCACCAGGUGUACAAGAUCGAGCGAAUACCCGGCAGCCGGCACCGGCUGAGGAAAACGCGUCGGUCGAGGAGCCUCUCGCCCGGCCGGUCUUACCUGCUCAACCAGAAGAACAACGAGAUGUGCGCGAAGGCGUUCAGCUAACGCGCGCCGUCCGGACGCGCGUGUCCGGUGAUUGACUCUUCCCGUCGACGUACCGGUGAUCGUGAUAGAGACUUUAUCGUUUUUUCCUUUCUUUUUCUACUCUUUCCUCGCGCAUGGUGAUACUCGCGCAUCACCAUGCGCGGACUCUCGAGAGCGCAGGCUCUGACGAGCGUGAUGAUACACGGUAGCGUUUGUGUGUUUGUGUCUACGGAAAUUU